AUGUGUCCCCCAGCUGACCAGACCAACGGUGACCAACCUGCUACGACCAACGGCCACUCGAUAGAAGAAACCCAUGUCCCAAUCGACUCACAGCCUGCCCAAGAAAACACCAAACAACACAACCCAUACGGCCCUAGACUGUCUGACUUUUUGAGCAACACUUCCAACUUUUCAAUCAUCGAAUCCACCUUGAGAGAAGGAGAGCAAUUUGCCAACGCUUUCUUUGAUACCGAAACGAAAAUCAAGAUUGCCCAAGCAUUAUCAGAUUUUGGAGUAGAAUAUAUCGAAUUGACCAGUCCCGCUGCAUCCGAGCAAUCCAGACAAGAUUGUGAAAAGAUUUGCAAGUUGGGACUCAAGAGUAAAAUUUUAACUCACAUUCGAUGUCACAUGGACGAUGCCAGAAUCGCUGUGGAAACAGGGGUCGAUGGAGUCGAUGUAGUAAUUGGAACAUCGUCAUUUUUACGCAAAUAUUCACACGGGAAGGAUAUGACUUAUAUCUUGAAAACCGCUGUCGAGGUGAUCGAAUUUGUCAAAUCGAAGGGAAUUGAAGUCCGAUUUUCAUCCGAAGACAGCUUUAGAUCGGACCUGGUUGAUCUUCUCAGUAUCUACAGGGCAGUCGAUAAAGUUGGCGUCAACCGAGUCGGAAUUGCUGAUACAGUGGGCUGCGCCAAUCCUCGUCAAGUUUAUGAUCUCGUCAGAACUUUGAGAGGCGUCGUCGGUUGUGAUAUUGAGUGUCACUUCCACGAUGACACCGGAUGUUCCGUUGCAAAUGCCUUUUGUGCCUUGGAAGCUGGUGCCACGCAUGUUGACACUUCAGUGUUGGGAAUUGGCGAAAGAAAUGGAAUUACUCCCCUCGGUGCACUAAUCGCCAGGAUGUACGUAGUGAACCCUGAAUACAUUAAAAAGAAGUACAACCUCGCAGCCCUGAGAGAGGUAGAAAACCUGGUUGCACAGGCAGUCGGCAUUCAGGUGCCAUUUAACAACCACAUCACUGGAUUCUGCGCCUUUACCCACAAGGCCGGUAUCCAUGCCAAAGCGAUCUUAGCUAAUCCCAACACGUACGAAAUCUUGAAACCCGAAGACUUUGGUAUGACUCGUUACGUUCCGAUCGGCCAUCGUUUGGUUGGCUGGAACUCAGUCAAAAGCCGUGCGGAGCAACUUGGACUUCAGCUAACUGAUGAACAAGUCAAAGAUGUCACGGCCAAGUUGAAAGCACUGGCUGACGUCAAAACACAGACGAGUGAAGAUGUUGAUGUUUUGCUACGAGUUUACCACUCACACAUCACGGCCGGAACUCUCAGCAUCGGACAACACAACACACUCGAUGAGUUGUUGGAGGAACACAAGGGUCAGAACGGCUCUUUGAAACACGCCCCUUCAGGUGAUAUUGAUGUUCAAAACAAGAGAGCUAAGGUCGAAGCUGCCUGA
Molecule: messenger RNA, 1428 nt
Organism: Puccinia triticina
Lineage: Eukaryota; Fungi; Basidiomycota; Pucciniomycetes; Pucciniales; Pucciniaceae
Exons: 8
Coding region: 1-1428 (475 amino acids)
Cellular component (GO): mitochondrion
Molecular function (GO): homocitrate synthase activity
Source: RefSeq, a predicted model, not a curated record